GAGGGCGGGCACGGGCGGAGCAUGGAGGCGUUUUUGGGGUGCAAAUACUUGACCAACAGUCGCCUCUUCCGGCUGCAGCUCCAUGAUCCCUUGAUCCGCACACAGGUCCUAACACAGCUCCUCAUCGUCUUGAACUAUGCCUCGGCGGCCACCGCCCUCGCGGUCGCCAGCCCCCCCGCUUCCUCCUCCCCGGCCCCGAACCCUUCUCCUCCCAAAAAGGGCGCGAACGAUUUGGUCAAGCACGCCCGGCGACUGAUCCGGAACACGUCCGCCCAAGGGGCGGUCUAUUUGGGUGUUUUGGACACGGUUUUGCACCGGGAGCAAGCCUGGUUGUCCUGGAAACGUUUGCAACGGUGCGAACCACGGAUUGAGAAGCCCCCCGCGCCCCCCGCCCGGACGGUGCGGACCAUGGAGGCGGUGCGGCAGGCCCUGGCGGGGGCGGGAAAGCCGUCGGGGGUGGUGGCUCAGCAACAGAAAGCGU
Nannochloropsis gaditana CCMP526 is the source of this 481-nucleotide messenger RNA. Its product is annotated as tho complex subunit. The annotation marks the transcript as partial. The record is from RefSeq and is a predicted model, not a curated record. The transcript has a single exon. Gene Ontology annotation, cellular component: THO complex part of transcription export complex. Gene Ontology annotation, biological process: regulation of DNA-templated transcription elongation; mRNA export from nucleus.